AUGCAGGUUUGUCCAAUCGGUGAUUGGGGAAGGAAAUACAACGCGCGUGCACGUUGUGGAGCAAAGAGAGCCGAAAGUGGAGACGGCGCAUCUUGUAUUAAUUCGUUGAACAAGUACAUCGUAAAGUCUUCGAAAUGUCUGAGGAAAAGCCAAAGGAGGGAGUGAAAACUGAAAACGACCACAUCAAUCUGAAAGUAGCAGGGCAGGACGGGUCGGUGGUCCAGUUCAAGAUUAAACGACACACACCUCUGAGUAAAUUAAUGAAGGCAUACUGUGAACGACAGGGCUUGUCGAUAAGGCAAAUUCGAUUUAGGUUUGACGGCCAGCCAAUCAACGAGACGGACACGCCAGCACAGCUCGAGAUGGAAGAUGAGGAUACGAUCGACGUUUUUCAGCAGCAGACCGGAGGGCUAUGCUAAAGGCCCCCCGCAUGCCCGCCAGGCCUCCGCUUUGUUGAGCUAUUUUAAUUUCACGUCUCAUUAUGAUGCUCUUUCAAUGUUAAUGUAUUUUUUUUAUUUCUUUUAAUUUUUGGUUCAAUUUUUGUUUUUUUGGUUUUGCCUAAAUAAGGAAUAAAGUAUGCAUUUUAUUUCCCCACCCACCCCCCUUUCUUUGUGUGCGAGAACGGGGGUUGCUGGUCAGCUAAGGCUGUGUUGCCAAUGUGUUGCCAUCUGGGUCCCAGGUUAAAGGCUGGCAUGGAUUGGUCACUGCGCCUAACUUAUGCUACCUCCAUGGUGCCGGUGAUCAUAAUUGAUUUUUGUCGUCCCCCCCAUAAAAAGAAAACUAUGGGCAAAGUUUUAUGUUGCUUGUCCACACACAAAGCAUCUGGUUAAAUGGUCAGGUUAUAUGUGGACACUAUUGCCAUUUUGGUUGCGUGUGUGUGUUUUGUUUUGUUUUCCUCCAUGUCUAUCCACACCAUCAGAAAACAAAGCGGCAGUGAGGAAUGUUUCCUCAGGCACACGAGAGGCGCCUGGAGAUUCACUCUUAGAGCAUCUACGGCUUCUGUUGCGCGCUGUGUUCUUCACUCUCCUAAGUCUUUCAGUGUAUUGAGUUUCUCAUCAUUUGGACGCUUUUGUUAAUGCAGAAGAGCAUCAUCUUUCAGUAUUCUGUGUGUCUCCAUCUGACAUCUAUUCACUUUUAUUCAGGGAGGGGAAGGGGGUGGGGGGUAUAACAGAACGAUGUGUUCUCCGACCCCUCGUCUUUACGAGGCAGAUGAUUUGCUACAUAUUCAAUGCUACCACAUCACAGCAUGUGGACCAAACACACACACACACACACACACACACGGAGGGUACACUGAUGCAUAAGAAUAUUGGAUAAUUAAUGAAGAAUAGUCGUCUGCUUUUUUCAGAAAGGACUUCCUUUUUAAAUUGUGUUGUACGGCGUUAUUUUUCUUGUUGCUUUCAUUUUUUUGUGCUCCUGUCGUUUUGGCUAGGAGUAGGGUAAUGGACAUUGUAAGACCAAAUUUUGCUCUCAGUCCCCCAUCAUCUUAGUCUUUGCAAUACAAUAAACGAAAAAGUCUGCUUUCAUCGUCCGCUUUGCUUUUCAUCAUGGACUGACAAACCUGAAUUGGGGGGGGGGUUGAUCAUUAUUGCUAUUUUAAUCCUGCCAUGUGUAUCUUCCAGCCUCUGGGUAAAUGUAUUAUGUAUUACUAGCUCGUUUGCCUAAGAUCAGAAUGAGUGAAGUGGCUGGAACACACAUGGCAGGAUGUUUAGACUGAAUCUGAAAUGUCCACACAUUCACAGCACAGUGCACCAAAUGGGGAACAAAAUAACAAUGUGCACCUUUUACAUGGUGCACUAAUUGGUGAACUCGUGGAUGUUUGGACGCACCCUUGCUCUCUGAACCGGGGAUGUCUGCCUCUUGCUUUUCAUCAUGCUUCCUUAGCCAGGCUCAUCAGCCCCAGCCCUGCCAUUUUCAUCACUAGUCAUAUGGCCAUCAUUUGUCCCCACGUGUAGUUUCCCAACCAGGCUGUCUAAGAAGGGGUGAAGAGAGGGAUUUUUGGGAAAUGGCUUUGUCCACAACUGGUCAUGUUUCUGUACUGAUUUGUACAUUAUUUGUUGUCCUUUUACUACUGUACACAAUAAAUAUAGUUUGGUACUCAGA
This is a messenger RNA of Engraulis encrasicolus (European anchovy), 2103 nucleotides long. RefSeq names its product small ubiquitin-related modifier 3. Gene Ontology annotation, biological process: protein sumoylation. The transcript has 4 exons. NCBI's taxonomy places the organism in Eukaryota, Metazoa, Chordata, Actinopteri, Clupeiformes, Engraulidae. Gene Ontology annotation, cellular component: nucleus. The record is from RefSeq and is a predicted model, not a curated record. Gene Ontology annotation, molecular function: protein tag activity; ubiquitin-like protein ligase binding. The coding region runs from base 135 to 419 and encodes 94 amino acids.